AAGAUGAAGUGAGCAUGUGCAUUGAGAGAGCGGCCGUAUUCCUCCUUCGCUUUUAGGAAAAAGGAAGACCUGAGUUUACACAGAAAGAAAAGAGGACAGUCUUUCAUCCAUCAGGAGGAGAGAGAUGGAAAGGAAACUGCAGUAUCUCUUCAUGAGUUUCUCUGCAUCACAUGCUCAUACUGUGUGAUGCUCUUGAUUUAGAGACAUUUGGAGUGUUUGUGGCCGUUCCUCUUUUCCUCAUUCGGAACUUAUCUGUUUCGAAAAUAGGAAGAAUGAAAAGGCGAGUGGAAAGGAGGACAUGGGGCUGAAAUGGACAAUGUCUGUGUGUGAGGCAGCGAUGGCAGAACUCUCGAACCCCUUCACGAGCUGCACCAGCUCUCAACAAAUGCUCCAGUUUGGAUAACACACCAGAACGCCAAAGCACUCACACACACACACACACAGGGAGAGGACCCCUUACAAAACGCAAAGGGUCCUCCGAAACAGAGCGUCUUCUACAUUUAACGGGAUUUAUCGCAAGAUCACAUCUACUGAUCCCGGAGAAUUAAUAAGAACUUAAAAUACCGUUAAACCUCUCAAAAAGAGAGGAAACGAAAGAUCGAAAAGAUUGGAACGUGGUUGAAGACGAUGAGCGUGGGUCGGAUCGGUCGUUACAGUGUCGUGUCGACAGAGGAGGAUGGUCUGCGUCUAACGACCAUGCACGGUGGAGGGAUGAAUGGAUACGGCAAUGGCAAAAUCCACACUAGGCGGAAAUGUCGCAACCGUUUUGUGAAAAAGAAUGGGCAGUGCAAUGUGCAGUUCACCAACAUGGACGAGAAGUCCCAGCGCUACCUGGCGGACAUGUUUACCACCUGCGUGGACAUCCGUUGGCGCUACAUGCUAAUUGCUUUCACGCUUGUCUUUGUAAUUUCCUGGUUGGCGUUUGGAUUGGCAUUUUGGGUUAUCGCACUUCUUCACGGUGACCUGGACAACCCGGCAGGUGACGAUAACUUUACGCCGUGUGUCUUGCAGGUGAACGGUUUCAUCGCUGCAUUCCUGUUCUCCAUUGAGACGCAAACGACUAUCGGUUAUGGUUUCCGUUGCGUCACGGAGGAGUGUCCUCUUGCGGUGUUUCUCGUGGUCUUCCAGUCUAUCGUGGGCAGCAUUAUCGACUGCUUCAUGAUCGGCGCCAUCAUGGCCAAAAUGGCCCGGCCCAAGAAGCGAGCACAAACUCUACUGUUCUCAAAUAACGCAGUCAUCGCCAUGCGUGACGGAAGACUGUGCUUAAUGUGGCGGGUAGGGAACCUACGAAAGAGUCACAUCGUAGAGGCACACGUUCGGGCACAGCUCAUCAAACCGCGCGUCACGGCCGAAGGCGAGUACAUUCCGCUUGACCAACUGGACAUAAACGUUGGCUUUGAUAAAGGACUCGACCGCAUCUUCCUUGUCUCGCCAAUCACCAUCCUUCAUCAAAUCGACCAGGAGAGCCCCCUGUUUGGCCUCAGUAAGCAGGACCUUGAAACGGCAGAUUUUGAGAUCGUAGUGAUCUUGGAAGGCAUGGUGGAAGCAACGGCCAUGACGGCACAGGCUCGAAGCUCGUAUCUGGCCAGCGAGGUCCUCUGGGGGCACCGAUUUGAGUCUGUGCUGUUUGAGGAGAAGAACCAAUACAAAGUCGACUACUCACACUUCCACAAGACAUACGAGGUGUCGUCCACUCCUCGCUGUAGUGCCAAGGACAUGAUGGAAAACAAGUACCUCGUCGUGCCCAGCGCCAACUCGUUCUGCUACGAGAACGAGCUGGCGAUACUGAGCCACGAAGAGGAAGAGGAUGAAAGUUCAGAGAGGAUCAAGCCAGAGCGAGCGAUGAGCCUCAGCCCUGAGAGAACGCCGCGGCAUGACUUCGAUCGGCUGCAGACUCCCCGUUGCAGAGAGCAAAUGUCAUACCGUCGGGAAUCUGAGAUAUGAACCUGUGCUAUGACCUUUUUGAUACUUAGUCAAAUUUUGUGUUUCGUUCCUGGAGAUACUGGAGAUUCAAAAAUGCAGAACAAUGCAAAGUGCCAUACGGAGAGAGUGAGCGUGUGAAUGAGGGAAAGCUAAUGAAUGUUUGAAAGCUGGAGAAAUAUGUAGAGGAGACGAGAACACUUGUAGAACAGCCAGAGGGAAUAUUUAUCCUGCACGGAAAACUUGAAUCUCUUCCUAUUUUUCAUGAAAAUAAUUUAGCUGUUAAAAUAUUGAUUCUUAAAGGAAUAUUCCGGGUCCAAGUUAAGUUCAAUCAACAGCACUUGUGGCAUAAUGUUAAUAACCACAAAAACGUAUUUUGAAAAAAAGUAAAAACCGGGAUUGCAAAUUUACUUACAAUGGAAGUAAACAAUAUGCAUGUUAGCAUGAUUUGAAUGUGAUAAAAUCACUUACUAACUUUUCUGUGUAAAGUUAUAGCGUAUUUUACUUUUCGUUGCCGUGACAACAUAACAGCGUAAACCCUUAAACGACCAUUAAAAAGACCAAAUCAAAUAUUACAUGAGUUUCAAUGGUGCUGUAAGAAAUGGCCUAAUCCCUGAAAGAUCGCGGACCAGUCGCUGUGACAGAUCUAGACUCUGUAAACAGCAAACAAAAAUGUGUCUGCGGACAACGGCACUUUUGUCCCUUCAAUGAUUUUGCACGUUCUCAUAGUUUUGUAGUUGCAGUGAAUUAUUGAGGCUUAAUGCCAUUUUUAAGCCAUGUUUCUCAUAACAGUUGUCAGUAGAGGGCGCUAUUAUGCUUCUGUUGCUUUUGACAACCGUUUCUGCAUGAUGUCGGUCUCAGUUAAGCUCAUUUCGUAUCUUUGGGCUAGUGUGGGGUUUUAGAAAGAGGGGCAUGGCUAUUUCAAUGGCUUGUAAGUGUAAGUGUUUAUAUAAGAUUAUAAGCUUCACAUUUCUGCCUUUAAACCCUCCAAAAAUUGUCCCCAUUCACUUCCAUUGUAAGUGACUCAUUGCAACAUUCAUUUUUGAGGGACCGGACGAAAGUGUUUUUGUGUUAAUCAACAUUAUGCCACAAAUGCUGUUGAUUGAGCUUAACUUGUAUUGAACCCAGAAACUUCCUUAAAAGGAAUAGUUCACUCAAAAAUAAAAUUGUCAUUUUUUACUCCUACAAAUAUUUAUCGCCCCAUUGGGAGCUUGACAGACAUGUUUACCCCAUACACUUUCAUUGGAAAAGAGCAGUAAUCUCACGGAAAAAUAGCAGAAUAUGGGUUUGGAACAACAUGAGGGUGAGUAAAUAAUGACAGAAUUUUCCUUUUUAGGUGAACUAUUUCUUAAUUGUGUAAAUAUGUCUGCAUAAAUACAUGAUUUUGCGUGCGGUAUUACUUUAUUGCGAGAGAUAUAAGCAUUACCUUUAGAAAGAAAAGGAAUAAUAAAUUAGCAUUUUUAUUUUUGCAUUCAAUCCACGCACAAAUGACAAGCAAUGCCGGGGCAAACUGUCCCUUGAGUUUUACACACACACACACACACACACACACACACACAACACACACACACACAGAUCAGUCAAACAUGAUAAAUUCCCAUUUAAACUGCACUUUCUAGACAGACCAAGUGAACAAUGUGAGCACCUGAGUGUGAAUGAUUGUGUGUGUGUGUUUGUGUUUUGCAGCUGAGCACGGCCUCAUAUCAGACACACAAGGAGGUUAAAUUACGAACAAUCCUAAACCUGCGACAACAUGCUCAUGCAUACGUGUUACAUAGAUAUAUUGAUAUCAAAAUAUAGGUAUAUAUUUAGUUAGAUAAUGUAGUUUUAUUAGUUUGACCAUGUGAUGGCAGACCUUCGGAGAUCUCAAUAAGACCCGUUUAAAAUGAUACAUUUUCAUCAAUACCAAAAAACAUUAUUUGAACACUUUUAGCUUUUGUCCCCGAAACAGGUGUCACGUUGGCAUGGUCCGGAUCCAAUAUUAUGUAGGCUACGCUCUAUGUAGCAUCUGUGAAAUGCUGCUGAUUAACUUUGACUUGUAGGCUGACCUUCAGUUUUAUGAAACAAUUAAAAAUUGUGUUUACAUUUAAGCACUUACAAUGAAGGUAUAUGAGGCAAGACAUUGUUAAAAUACAUUAAUGUUCCAAAUCACACUGGCUCUGUUCCAAAACCUAGUGAGCUGCCUACAUACUAUGUGUGUGUCACUUGUCUGUUGUCUGUAUGACAGUAUGAAUGGAAGGGCACAUUCAUGAAGCAAUAAUGAAAAGAUCAAAGCAAUACGUGAUGCAUGAUGAAUUAUUUAUCAGGAGAAAACCAUUUCAAUUGUACCGGAUUGAAGUAAAGCAAUGUAUUCCCUGAGAAAGCACAGAGUUGUACUGUACAAUUAUUUAUAUAAACAUAUUAUAGGUUAAACUAUCAUGUUUCACUAUUAUUCCAAAGCCUUUUCUAUGAGAUUAUUCAGCACCUGUGAGCACAUUCACUUCUUACCCGUUAUAAAGAGCAGUGGUGUGCUAAACAAGAUGCACUCAAUGAAAACUUGAUGUAUUUUUGGAUAUAAUGAUGGAUGAUUAUGAAUACAACAAUGCUCAACGAUAAAAGU
This is a messenger RNA of Xyrauchen texanus (razorback sucker), 4519 nucleotides long. It is a transcript of the gene kcnj12a, whose product is annotated as potassium inwardly rectifying channel subfamily J member 12a. The coding region runs from base 628 to 1944 and encodes 438 amino acids. Lineage: Eukaryota; Metazoa; Chordata; Actinopteri; Cypriniformes; Catostomidae. Gene Ontology annotation, biological process: potassium ion import across plasma membrane; regulation of monoatomic ion transmembrane transport. The transcript has 2 exons. Gene Ontology annotation, molecular function: inward rectifier potassium channel activity. Gene Ontology annotation, cellular component: plasma membrane. The record is from RefSeq and is a predicted model, not a curated record.